AUGGGGAGGUCUCCUUGCUGUGAAAAAGCUCACACAAACAAAGGAGCUUGGAGCAAAGAAGAAGACGAACGACUCAUAGCAUAUAUUCAAGCUCAUGGAGAGGGUUGCUGGCGAUCCCUUCCAAAGGCUGCAGGCCUACUCAGGUGCGGGAAAAGUUGCAGGCUUAGAUGGAUUAACUAUCUUCGCCCAGACCUCAAACGUGGUAAUUUCACAGUAGAGGAAGAUGAGCUCAUUAUCAAGCUGCAUACCCUUCUCGGUAACAAGUGGUCACUCAUAGCUGCAAGGUUGCCUGGUAGAACUGAUAAUGAAAUAAAGAAUUACUGGAACACCCAUAUAAGGAAGAAGCUACUGAGUCGAGGGAUUGAUCCAGUGACACAUCGGCCGGUGAAUGAAGCAAUGUCUAAUUUUACGAUGGCAAUUUUUCCCAAUGCCAAGGAAAGAGAUAAGCACGAUCAUGGUUUCGGUUCCCAACAGCCGAAGGGGACAAGUCCUGACCUUAAUCUUGAUCUUGAGAUUAGCCUGCCUUGGAGCCAUCCACCACAGACCUCAGAGAGCUCAGCAGCCGGCCUUUGUUUCAGCGGCAGCUUGGGUUUAUUCAACAGCAAAGAAUGCAGUUGUAGUAACAGUACUACUACUAUGUACUGAAAUUUGUUGCAGCAUAUAAAUUGUUCUUGUGGCUUGAAGAACGGUGUUUAUGAGUCAGUGAAUCAUGGAAUGAAAGAAGCUGAGAGAGGGAAAUGAAGUUUGCCAUGGAAGAUUAGGUCCUCUUUUGCUUUUGUAUGGUCAUAUACUGUGUCUAGAAUUCAUGCUUACACUGUAAUUAGAAUUGAUGCCUUUUGUAGUGGUGGGAACAAAAGAGAUUGCCAGUUUAGACUUCUAAAUGUGUUGGUGACUAGUAAUUUACCUAGUAUAGACAAAAUUUCUAGAUUAAAACUGUACUGUCAACCCUAUAAACAAAAUGCAAGCAAGCAAGAGAGGCCCAUGAAGAGGAGGCAGAACUUUUUAGGUAAGCAUUCAAUUCCACAUGCAAACUCACAGUG
Molecule: messenger RNA, 1040 nt
Organism: Diospyros lotus (date-plum)
Lineage: Eukaryota; Viridiplantae; Streptophyta; Magnoliopsida; Ericales; Ebenaceae
Product: MYB-like transcription factor 4
Exons: 2
Coding region: 1-645 (214 amino acids)
Source: RefSeq, a predicted model, not a curated record